Molecule: messenger RNA, 4836 nt
Organism: Symbiodinium natans
Lineage: Eukaryota; Dinophyceae; Suessiales; Symbiodiniaceae
Source: the annotation of a GenBank genome assembly
AUGGCCAGCCGCACGUGGACCUGCAUCUAUGUGCAAGCUCUUCUGGUAUGUGGGUCGCUCAACACGAUCACCAUGAAGGUGGCCUUCACCAUGUCCGGUACUGCUGAUGGCCACACGGAGCGCUUCGAGAAGCCAUGGCUGAUGACCUUUAUCAUGUUCGUCUCCAUGACGCUUGCCUUGCCCUUCGAUGCUGGCAUGUGGAAGCGGAGCGCCCCACCUGAGCCGCUUCUUGGGCAGGUUGCGGAUCACUGGCGCGGGAAGGUGAUCAAAGUCAUGAUCCCAGCGUUCUUUGACAUCCUGGCGACUGGCCUUUGCUGCAUGGGCUUCCUGUACAUACCCGCCAGCGUCUGGCAGCUUCUAAGAGGUGCAGAAAUCGUCUUCGCCGCCAUCUUCGCAGUGACUUGCCUUCACCGGCGCCUGUAUUGCUUCCAGUAUAUUGGCCUGGCUUUCUGCGUGGCCGGCAUCUUCUUUGUGGGACUGGCCAGUGUGUGGGGCGGUGACAGUGAGGAGGAGGAGGCAGACGGUAAGGACUCCGGCAACAGCGAGAUGCUGCUGCUUGGAAUCUGCCUGGCGCUGGCAGGCCAGGUGGUCCAAGCGGCCCAGGCGGUGGCCGAAGAGUGGCUACUGCAGGAUGUCGACCUACCAGGCCUACAAGUUGUGGGCUUCGAGGGGGUGUGGGGAUCGUUGGCAAUGCUCGCUUUUGUGUUCCCAACGCUGUACACGCUGCCUGGGCAAGACCAUGGGCGUGCCGAAGAUGAGGGCAACGCGUUCCAACUGCUCAGGAGUAACCCGAUGCUGAGUGCAUUGAUGGCCUUGUACAUCUUCUCCUGUGCCACCUACAACAUCUCAGGGAUUGCAGUCACCGGAGCGCUGUCUGCGGUGCAUAGAGUGAUGAUAGAGGCACUGCGAAGUUUGAUUGUAUGGGCCUUUGGACUGGGUGUCCACUACCUCGUGGAUGACAAGUCCCCGUUCGGAGAAACUUGGACGCCCUACAGCUGGCUGGAGGUUGCUGGCUUCGUCCUCUUGAUGAUUGGCCAAGUGAUCUAUGGCGCAAUGCUUAAGAUACCGCGGCUCUACUACCCGCCGGCAGAGGAAAUCUCCCACGAUGUGGUGGCAUCUCCUGGUUCCCUCAGAAACUUGAGCGCCGCGCCGUAUGCGCGCUUAGUCAGCCCGGGCUCCAACGAUGGGCGUGCCCAAAGCCCGGUGCGAAUCGCUUUCAAAAAGGCAGAAGAUGCAGUGCAAGUCUUUCCCUAUUGCAGCCGGGUGGCGACAUCGUGGUUCAACAAUGACAAUGGGCUCGCUGGGAUGACAAUGUUGGAGAAAACGCACGUCACGGUGGACUCUUGGGCUUUCAGCAGCCAGCAUGGACUCAUUUUGAAACGGCCCGUGGCCCUUCUAAUCCGAGUCCUGCAGUGCCUGGAAGCGGAGUCGCUCCUGGAGGCCACGUUGCUGUGCCGCGACGUGGCAGCGGCAGUGAAACCUGCGGAAUAUUGGCUGUGGCGCCAGCUCUUCGAGAAGGAAAGGCGCAGUGAUGAGUGGGCCGACGAGUCCGAGGAGCCAGAAAGCGGAGCGCUCCGCAAGGCUGAGGAACUUCUCGGCUCUGGCUCUGAACUUUCUGCAAAACUCGCGUUUCGCUUGCGCCGAUACUUAGCACGGCGGAGAAUGCCAAGUCUGCCGGAUGCGCUGCGAUGUGCAGCAGACCAUGGGCACCAGGCUGUUCUGGAGCUGCUGCUGCAUCUUCGCGCCGAUCCCAAUGUUCCGGCCGACACUGGCGCCUAUGGCGUCGGCUUCACACAGGUGGGGGCAUAUCCAUUGCACCUGGCCGCAAAACGUGGCCGGCUCGAAGUGAUGGAGGUGUUGCUGAAAGCAGGAGCCAGCAUAGAUGCCGCCGACCAAAAUGGGCGGACGGGGCUAAUGGUGGCAGCUGCCAGCGGCCAGCAUGCUGCCAUUCUCUGGCUGCUUUGUCAUCGGGCUGCAGCUGACUGCAUGACCCACUAUGGCUACACGGCCCUGCACUACGCCGCCCUCGUUCCAAGACCCGAGGUGGUCCAUGCGUUGUUAGAGGGUCGCGCGAGCUCAAAUGUGGUCGACCGUGAAGGACGCAGUGCUCUUCACGCAGCUCUCUCAACGUUGCCAAGGGCGCGUACAGAGGGUCUUGUCAUGACUACGAGCUUUGAUCCAUCAGGCAUUGGUGACGAGUACUGCUAUGAGAAUGACAUCUCUCAUGGCUAUCGAAGAAACGAGCAGGAGGAGGCGCAAGUUCAGGCGGUGCAGAAGGCCGUCACGGCACUGGUACGCCAUGGAGCCGAUGCGUCGCAGCGAGACUGUUCUGGCCGAUCGGCCAUAGACGUGGUCCAGGACUGCUUGCUUGAGAGUGACGCCCACAUAGGCAUAAAUGGCUGGACUUGUAGAGCGGAGAAGGUGGGUGUGGAUACCUCCACUGGCGAAGCCCACUUUGAGAAACGCGUCUGGCACAUUCUGGCACGGCAGGGGCAGGUUCCAAAGUGGACCCAGCAGCGUUGCGCCAUAAAACGCGCCACAACCGCGGACAAGCGCCAAUGUGUAGCUGUGACAGAGCAUUGCGAGAAAGGCGAGUGGUGUGCUCUGCCUGACAACUUCCUUUCUGCCAAUGAAGCCUUUGAGUUCGCCCUUCUUCGCAUCAAUGAGAUGCGGCAGAAGUGCUACGGCUUCACGCUGGCACCGGUUCGACGCCAAGACUACACGGUGGCUGGAACGGUACGCAAGGACAUGGAAGGCUACUCAAUCUACAAGCUGCUUCUGAAACCGACGAACAAGUUCGUCCCGACAGCUGUAGAGGUUGAAGUGGCCCACUUGCACCGCAUCACUGACCUGUCUAUCUUCCAGGUUACGAAGGUCAAGCCGUUGGCUUGCAGCCUCUUCAGUGCAGCCGACGAUGCUGAGCUCCUUAUUCCGACAAACUGGCAAGAAGCCAAGGAGGCGGCCGAGACGGCACGAACGGUUUUCAAUGAACAGCGGAAGACGUUUUGCCCAGAGCGCCCGCAGCUGCAGCUUCUCCGCAUCCUCGCAGCGGCGCGGCAGCCCGCAGAGGGCAAGGUGCUCAGACUUCAGCUAGAGAUGCGAGAGGAGAUUGAAGCUUUCGGCAGAAGCAGCGGCUCCUUCGAAGAGCAAGUCCUGGUGUCAUAUGCCCUCGAUCAUAGUGUGCCGGAGGAGAUGGCACUGGCACCUGAGGUCUAUGCAGGCCGAUAUCCGUGCAAGAUGGUGCAUCAGGAGGAUGAGCAGACAGCGCUGGACUUCUUCAAUGCCAGCCGCCGACUGGGCGGCCAGGUGCCAGAGCGGAGGCUCUCCUGGGAUCCCACUUCUGCUUCAGAAGCCGCUGCUGCAGCUGGACGUGACCAUCAGCUGGAGCGCCCCUUCGAGGAGCAAGGCUUGGAUCUCCCGGACAACUUUGACCCGCGUGUGGAGAAGACGCUGUGCUUUCCGCGUGGCAUCUCCCGGCAUCAAGGAAGCUGCGGUUCCAGUUGGGCUUUUGCUGCGACAGCUGUGGCCUCCUUCCGUGAAUGUCUGGUGAAGCUUCAUGGAGGUGAGGAGCCUGCUUCGUUGAGCUUCCUCUCAGCCCAGGAGCUGGUUUCGUGCUCAGCGCAUCACGGAUGUUCCGGGGGAAGUGCGGCCGAGGCUUUCUACUACAUGAAGCAGCACGGAGUGGCCAGGGAAACGUGCUCACCAUAUCGAAUGCGGUGCUUCCACGACCAGUCGACAAUAUCGAUGGAGGCUGCGGACUUCAAGACGGCCGUGGCCCACGCAAAGAGUUCGGAAGCUGCCACAAUGUGUCACGAAGAUGCUGAUACGGAAACCACUUCCUGCAAGUGCCUGCCAAGCGUCUUCCACCUCACGAGCGCGGUCGCCUGUGACCUGCUCCCUGCAGCAUGCCCCAAGACGCGACUCCCAAGCUAUUUCAAGAUCUUGGGGAUCAUGGAGGGCAACACCGUGCCUGAGCUGGAGCGUCACAUGAUGCAGGAGCUCAUUACCGAUGGUCCUCUGUACGUGUCGUUCCUCCUGUACCAGGACUUCUUUGACAGUACUUCGUGGUCGGAGAGUGGGAUUUACGAGCACAAGCAUGGCGAUGCUCUUGGGAGGCAUGGCGCCGCACUAAUUGGCUGGGGCACAGACAUGAACAGCCGCGACUACUGGUUGCUCCUCAAUUCCUUUGGAAUGGAGUGGCAGCAGGGCGGCUACUUCAAGGUUCUUCGUGGAGACACCGCGACGGAGCUGCUCCACUACGGUGCCUGGGGCGCAGAUUUUCAACUAACUGAAGAUGAGAAGAAGCGUGCCCCGGCGAUCUUUGCCGUGGAGGUAUCCUUCUCACCGGUGCCCCUGCGGCAUGGCAUCGCCAGCGAGCCUUUGACAGAGCUUGCACAUGUUUGGCUGCGGGUCGCUUUUGCCACUGAUGAGCCGGCAAAGGCACUGGUACGUGUGCUUGGACUGGCGAGUGGGAUGUCUGCAGAAGUUUCAGAGAACCUCACGACCGCCAACAUUGAUAAACUCGGAGAUGUAGAAGGAGGUGAGGGCCACAUCGUGCAAAUCGACUUGAUGAAGCAUGACCUGCUGGGUGAUCGACUCGAACUACGUGUUUGGGCCUCUGACAAGGCCGAAAACACAGGAAGCUGGGGGCCGGUAGCCUUCGACGUCCCAGCGCUGGAGGUCUUCAGGAAGUCUCUCUCUGGCGUCGAAACCAGUCGAAGACUAGAAGAUGGAGGCCAAGUCUUCUCGCCUGUGCUGCAGAAGGAGUCCAUGCGCGUCCACGCCGACCCCAGAUGGGAAGUCGACAGUCACGACGGUCUUGAGCUUCACAUCUGA